GUUUCUUCAGCUACCAAAUCACUCUCUCUCUCCAGAAGAAGGAUCCGAGUCUCCAGGUGCAGUUGCUGGAGUACGAUAUGAGGUUUGAGAGAUAUGGAAGUGAGUUCACGUAUUAUGAUUACAACGAACCUGAAGAUUUACCGUUGGACCUUAAACAUUGGUUCAACAUAAUCGUUGCAGAUCCUCCCUACUUGAGUAAGGAAUGUCUGGAAAGAGUUACUCAAACGGUUUCGUUUAUGGCGAGUCCAGUAGAUUCUUUGUUACUUCUUCUCACAGAAAUGUGCAAAGAUAUAUGGCGGCUGAGAUAUUGGGUGUUCGGCCUUGCGUGUUUAAAGCCUCAUCACUCUAGCAAACUCGGAAACGAGUUUAGGCUGUUUGUAAGUUAUGAUCCAGGUACCAGACUAGGGGGUUUGGAAGAAGAAGACAGCUAGCUGUGAAUUGUCCAUCUUUUCAUCUACCAUCUGCGUUGACUUGCUUGUAAGUUGCUUCUCUAGAGUCUUCAAGACUAUUAUUAAGUAAACAAUGAGAGUUUCUUGUAUCCUUCUGAUCACCACUUAACCUUGUUGGAAACAGCUGAUUAGUCAGUCUCAAUAGUUUUGGUAAAAGCUUUUUUGUUGAGAUAUCAACUUUCUUCGGGUUAUUGAUGUUUAUUGUAUUGUAACAAGGUGAAGUUAAUCACAAAUAGAUUGAUAUAAUCAAAUAGUAU
Messenger RNA from Brassica oleracea var. oleracea, 706 nucleotides. Its product is annotated as protein-lysine N-methyltransferase N6AMT2-like. Bases 78 to 431 code for a protein of 117 amino acids. Gene Ontology annotation, molecular function: nucleic acid binding; protein-lysine N-methyltransferase activity. Lineage: Eukaryota; Viridiplantae; Streptophyta; Magnoliopsida; Brassicales; Brassicaceae. The record is from RefSeq and is a predicted model, not a curated record. The transcript is spliced from 4 exons. Gene Ontology annotation, biological process: methylation.